This is a messenger RNA of Chrysoperla carnea, 698 nucleotides long. RefSeq lists its product as uncharacterized. Bases 48 to 671 code for a protein of 207 amino acids. The transcript is spliced from 5 exons. NCBI's taxonomy places the organism in Eukaryota, Metazoa, Arthropoda, Insecta, Neuroptera, Chrysopidae. The record is from RefSeq and is a predicted model, not a curated record.
UAUUAUACGAAACAUUGCAAAAUCAAAAAUUUCCUUGGACAAUCAGUAUGAACUACAUUAUCGCAUUGUUGUGUGUUUGUGGCGCAGUAGUUAUUUCUGGCUUCAGUAUAAAUGAUCAAGAAAUUAGACUUCGCUACCUACUUGCGAGUGGCUUCGGUGGGAUAGUACCAUCUUUGGAUCCACUUCACAUUGAUUCUUUUAAUUUAAAUAAUACUCUAACCAACGGAUCUCACUUAAUAGCACACAAUGCAAAAGUUUCUGGUUUAACGACAUUCGAUAGGAUCAACAUUAAUGAAUUAUACGAUAAUGGAAGCUUCGUUUUUCAAAUUCACGUACCAUCAAUCAAAUUUGAAAUGGUAGUGGAGACAAAUGAUGUACAAGUCGAUUCACCAUCAUCCGGACACAAAAGCGAUAAAUUCAGCGCAACUUUCAACAACAUUAAUAUAACUGUAACCGGAAUUCUUGAAAUUCUUGAUCACUCAGUUAGUCACAUAUCUGUGGAUGUCCAGUUUUCACAAAACGUAACAAAUGUUGAAAUAAAAGACAGUAAUGCUGAUAAUAUAAAUUUAAGAUUAAUAACAGUUUUUGGAGAUGCAAUCCACCACUAUCAAAAAGAAAUUUGUAGAUUUCUUUGUGAUUAUAAUAAAAAACUUGUAGAACAUGAACCAUAAACUGUUCGAUACAAUUCAUACAUAUGU